Pollicipes pollicipes is the source of this 2019-nucleotide messenger RNA. Its product is annotated as alpha-(1,3)-fucosyltransferase 10. Lineage: Eukaryota; Metazoa; Arthropoda; Thecostraca; Pollicipedomorpha; Pollicipedidae. Gene Ontology annotation, molecular function: alpha-(1->3)-fucosyltransferase activity. The transcript is spliced from 2 exons. The coding region runs from base 293 to 1501 and encodes 402 amino acids. Gene Ontology annotation, cellular component: membrane. The record is from RefSeq and is a predicted model, not a curated record.
CGAUUCGCGUGGGGGUGCUCAUGGGAUUCCAGGAUCCGCAUUGUUGCUUAAGUGAGGUACACUCUGGGCUCAUGUUCGCCAGGCGGUGCCAGUUCGCCGAUAUCUGAUUGACGGCAGGAGUCAUAAGGUGGUUGAGUUCGGGUAACCAGCUUUAAACAUCAUUUGCUACUUUUCUUUGGAUGCAUGCGUUAACAUACAACUGCCCCUCUCUCUUCUCCAGACUAUCCGAUAGGUUGGCAGGGGGAUGUCGUCGCCUAAAGAGGUUUGAGUGGGAUUUGGUAUAGUAAGGAUUAUGCACCUCUUCAGCUGGACACAAACUUUCAUCUUGGCAUCUGCAUUAGUGCUCUCGGACUGUACCCAGGUGGUGGAGGAUGACAUACAUACACUACCUGUUCUGCUAUGGUGGACACCAUUUGGGGGAAAUCCUAGCUUUGUGCAGGAGUGUGGCACCCACCGCUGUGUGGUGACUGAUGAUCGAGCGCGGACCACCGAUCCACGCCUGGGAGCCUUCCUUUUCUAUGGCUCUGACCUGCAGCCAUGGGACCUACCGCUGCCACGCAAUAGCCGCGUCUUAUGGGCGCUGCUGCACGAGGAGUCACCCAAGAACGCGCCCAUCUUCUGCCAUGAUGACUGCAUAGGACUUUUCAACGUGACGUCAACGUUCCGCAGUGGCAGCGACCUGCCGCUGACAUUGCAGUACCUGGGUUCGCUUGACGAACUGACGUCGUCGGCGGCGCUGUUGUCGUUGGAGCAGAAGGCGGCCGCGGGGCUGGCGCCGCUCGUGUACCUGGCCUCCGGCUGUGACAAUCCGCUGCAGCGUGACGAGUACGUGCGCGAGCUGAUGCGCUACAUCGCCGUCGACUCGUACGGCGCGUGCCUCAACAACCGGCAGCUGCCGACGUCGCUGGCCGACCCAGCCGAGUCCGAUGAGACCGAGCUCGAUGCGCUGCUCGCGCCGUACCGCUUCUACCUAGCGUUGGAGAACGCCGUCUGCGACGACUAUGUAACCGAGAAGCUGUGGCGCCCGCUGCGGCUCGGCGUCGUGCCCGUGUACCACGGCGCGCCGAACGUACGCCGCUGGCUGCCCAACAACGACUCGGCUGUGCUGGUCACCGACUUCGCGUCGCCGCGCGCGCUGGCUGCCCAUCUGCGUCGACUGGGCGCCAAUGCUGCGGCAUACGCGGCCAGGCUGCGUCAUAAGCGAGGCGUCAUCACCAACCGGCUGCUACGCGAAACAUUGGCGGCGCGCGACUGGGCAGCACACGACCGCACGAACGGCCCCAGCUUCGUGGAGGCGUUCCAGUGUCACGUGUGCGCGCUGGCGUGGCGGCCGGAGGUGGCGCCGCGGACGCGCCGACCGCAUGCACUACGGCUGCCCGCGGCCGGCGCCGCUGCUGCCGGUUGCCGGCCGCUCGUGGUGGGCCGAGCAGUGGGAGCACGCGACCUACGAGGCACGCCUCAUGCGCCGCCUGGUGGACGAGGGCCGCGCCGUCACGCGUGAUCCGCUUCUACGAGCGUGUGCUGCACCUGCUCAAUGGCAGGGACGAGCUGUGAUCGACCCAGGGAUGGGACCUCGUGGCGGUGCACCGCGCCCAAGCUACGUCUUUUUCAGCCGCCAAGAGGGCAUGCAGUAUGGAUUGAAGGCCCACUUAUGAUAUGAGCUUGUAGGCGGAGUUGUUUUUGCAUAUUAUGUCGUAUCGUGUCACUUCAUCUGUAUGUUGGAACAACAGUCCUGUAAUAGCAAAACUAUUGCGAUAAUUGACGUGGGUCAUUAUAUGCAACAUGUGUCUGUUUGAUACCCUGGAAUUGGAGCGUGUUAUACCUACACUCCCCCGCUGAACUUAACAACGCUGAGCACGUUUGAGUGUCUUUCGGAUCUCGUGAUUACGUGUCCAGACUUGACUAUCGACCUUAACGAUGUUGGCAAGUUUUUCGCAAGUAUGCAUCAUGUUUUGGCAGGGUAAAAUAUUGUAGCGGUGCUUUUCGAUGCAAUAUCAUUACAUUUUAUACCUGCGUGAA